This is a messenger RNA of Ostrinia nubilalis (European corn borer), 1348 nucleotides long. RefSeq names its product odorant receptor 46a-like. The transcript is spliced from 8 exons. Gene Ontology annotation, cellular component: plasma membrane. Gene Ontology annotation, molecular function: olfactory receptor activity; odorant binding. NCBI's taxonomy places the organism in Eukaryota, Metazoa, Arthropoda, Insecta, Lepidoptera, Crambidae. Bases 5 to 1201 code for a protein of 398 amino acids. The record is from RefSeq and is a predicted model, not a curated record. Gene Ontology annotation, biological process: detection of chemical stimulus involved in sensory perception of smell; sensory perception of smell.
CAAGAUGGAAGGUCCUUCGACUUACUCUACCUUCAGAGCCUUCACGCCCCACUUCAAUGCUCUCGCUAGAGUAGGGUACUUCAAACUGAUAACCCCGAUUUCUCCCACUCGGUUAAUAUUACACAACUGUUAUCGUGGGUUUAUAUGGUUGUUAGUUCUGUCGUACAACCUUCAGCAGCUGAUAAGGAUAGUUCAGACCCGGCACAGUACUGACGAGAUGGUGGAUACCUUGUUCAUAAUGCUGACUACCCUCAACACGCUGGGGAAGCAAGUGGCCCUAAAUGCGCGCGUGCGCCGCGUGGAUCGGAUCCUCAACGUCAUUAACGGUCCUAUAUUCGCUGCGAAAAAUGUAGAGCACGUAGAACUGAUGAAACUAAACGAAAAGACCAUGGCACGCCUGUUAUAUUUUUUCCAAGGCAUGGCGAUGACGGGGUGCGUCAUGCAUGCUACUUACCCUUUGAUCAACAAGGCCCUAGGCCAGGACGAGGUUGCUUCUUAUUUUUCUUCUGAAACUAAUGGAUCCCUAACCUAUGAAUUAGCGACAUGGUACUUAUCCAUGGUACUCACAAUCCAAGCCUAUGGUAACAUUACCAUGGAUUGUACUAUUUCGGGGUUUUACGCAAUGGCCAAAGCACAGCUUCAAGUGUUAAGAUACAACCUAGAACAUCUUGUGGAUAUUGAUGAGGAGAUGGAAUCAAAAGAUAGUAAGAUGCAAGAAAGGUUUGCAUACCAGGAUAGUCAGGCUAUACAGUCACGUUUAGUGCAUUGUGUGCGACAUCAUCUACAGAUUAAAUGGUUUGUCAAAGAAGUAGAGUCAAUCUUCUGUGAGGCGAUGACUGUACAAUUUUUGAUAAUGGCAUUUGUUAUUUGCAUGACUGUUUACAAGAUUGUUGGGCUUAGUGCAUCAUCAGCAGAAUUUUGGAUGGUGUUUGUGUAUCUAAACUGCAUGCUGUCGCAACUUUUCAUUUAUUGUUAUUUUGGGACUCAAGUAAAAGUUGAGAGUGAAUUUAUAGCACAAUCAGCGUACUGUAGUUCCUGGUCCCGUCUGUCCCCUGCAUUUCGGAGACAGCUGGUGAUUCUGAUGCAGUGCGCGCGUCCCAUCGUCCCUUGUGCCGCGAAAAUCGUCCCCGUCUCUCUGGAGACUUACAUCGCGGUGUUAAGAGCUUCGUACACACUGUUUACAAUACUCGACAAGCAAUAGAAUUCCUGGAGCAAUAAAACGUAGCUACAAAUAUGAUAGAUCUAUAUUUGACACAACUACUUUCAUAAAGCUAGCAAUAUAAAAGAUACACGGACGAAGAGUGGAGUCGAACAACACUGGGGUAUUAUAAAUCGUUAUUAUUAUGUU